AUGUCGGCAGGUAAAUAUGCUUUAGGAGCUGCAGCUAUCGUUGGUGGUGUCUGGUACUAUGACCAGAAUGUCCAACGUAUCUUGCCUAGAAAAGAGCACCAGCAAUUGGCUCAGCAAACUGCUAGAAUUGACCACAAAGCUCACGAGCUCAAUAACAAGUUGACCAACAAAAUCGAAGAUGGUAAGUCACAUUUGCAAAAAAAGACUGAAACCGUUAAGGAUGACGUUAAGAGCUCUCAAACUUAUAAGGAUUUCCAAGCCAACAAGACAGAGUACAAAAAGCACGUUGAAGAUGCAACCACUCCUAGAAGUGAGAAGUCGGUAUUUGCUUUGGGUAUGGAAAGGUACAUUGAUUUUGUCAAUUGCUUGGGUGAAGGUAAAGUAAAGACUGGCGAGACCCAAUACUCUUCAGUUGGCCCCUUACCUGAAGUCAAGGAGAAGCCAAUUUUUGGUAACUGGUUUAGCAAAGGUGAAGACAAGGUGGACCAAGCAAAAGAAGAGGCUGAAAAGAAGAAGAAUGAAUGGACAGCAUGGGGCUCAAGCAAGGCUGACCAAGCCAAGGCUGAUGCCGAAAAGGAAAAGAAUAAGUUGUUCAAUUGGGGCUCAGACAAGAAGGAUGAAGCUAAAGAUAAGGCUGAGCAAGCCAAGAAGGAUGCCGAAUCAAAAAAAAAUGAAUGGUCCAACUGGGCUUCUCAAAAAGUUGACGAUGUGAAAUCCGAUGCCGAGAAGCAAAAGAAUAAGGUUAAAAACUGGGUGUCUGACAAGACCAGUGAUGCCGAAGCCAAGAAGGAUGAAUGGGUCAACUGGGGAUCAAAGAAGGCUGACCAAGCUCAAGCCGAUGCGGAAAAGGAGAAGAAUAAGUUGUUCAACUGGGGUUCCGAUACUGCUGAACAAGCCAAGAAGGAUGCAGAGUCAAAAAAGAAUGAAUGGGUCAACUGGGGCUCAGCAAAGGCUGACCAAGCUCAAGCUGAUGCCGAAAAGGAGAAGAAUAAGUUGUUCAACUGGGGUUCUAACACUGCUGAACAAGCCAAGAAUGAUGCUAUUGUUAAAAGUGACGAAUUGAAGGCUCAUGCCGAACAACAAAAGAAGUCAUGGUUUAAUUGGGGUAAUAAAAAAGCCGAUGAAGCUAACGACAAGGCUGACGAUUUUGCCAAAUGGUCUGGUCAAAAGUGGGAAGAGGCUUCAGACGAAUUGAAGAAACAAUACGAAGUUUCCAAGAAGGAGUUAAACAAACAAUACAAUCAAUUGGGAAAGACUGUUGAAGGUGCUAAGGAUCAACUUAAUGACAGAUAUAAUGUUGAAUACGACAGAGCAUUGAAGCAAUAUGAGCAAGCCAAGAAACAGUUUGAAGACUUGUCCAACCAAUUGGUGAAUGACCCAGAAAAGAAUAAGAAAUUGUCCAAAGCUAAGGAAGAUUUCAACUCUUCAUUGGAACACUUGCGUUUGUACAGUGAAGAUGUUUAUCAUGACAUUAAGAGUAAAUUGAGUGAUGUUUUCAAAUAA
Molecule: messenger RNA, 1503 nt
Organism: Lodderomyces elongisporus
Lineage: Eukaryota; Fungi; Ascomycota; Pichiomycetes; Serinales; Debaryomycetaceae
Gene: CSP37
Product: Csp37p
Exons: 1
Coding region: 1-1503 (500 amino acids)
Source: RefSeq, a predicted model, not a curated record